Molecule: messenger RNA, 3857 nt
Organism: Sesamum indicum (sesame)
Lineage: Eukaryota; Viridiplantae; Streptophyta; Magnoliopsida; Lamiales; Pedaliaceae
Product: protein NLP5
Molecular function (GO): protein binding; DNA-binding transcription factor activity
Source: RefSeq, a predicted model, not a curated record
CCCUUCCUAUCAAGAAAUCACACUAGGCUUGAAUAGAAUCAUAUUGUGAGUUUUUCUGUGACAGAUAAUCACAACUAAGAGAGAGAGAGAGAGAGAGAGAGAGAGAGAGAGAGAGGUUUGCUUUGUACUUUUGUUCUCUGUGGAUGGGAUUUCAUUUCACAAGAAAGUUUUUGUACAAGAAUUAGCACAUAAGACCCUACCAAGAAAUCAUGUUGUUGAAGUUCCUGCUUUUCAGGUAACCACAAUAAGUUUUUUGGGGGGCGUAUGAAAAUAAUAUAUUCUCUUUUAUGAAUUAAUAAAAGUGGGAAGAAAUUGAAUAUCCAAGAAUCUUUUCUACAUAGUUUGGUGGUUGAAAGCCUAAAACUUGAACAUUAGAUUGUCUCUGGGCAGUUGACUGUGUGGGAAUUUGGAUCUGCUGGUAGGUUGUUGGCUAUUUGGUGUGAGGAUUUGCAGUAAUGGAGGAAGGUGUUCUUCCUCUCAGUACAGUUCUUGGAACUCCAUCUGAUACCUUUAUGGAUUUGGAUUACAUGGAUGAACUGUUAAUGGAAGGGUGUUGGUUGGAGGCAAAUGGAUCUGAGUUCUCACAGUUUGAUUGUUCGACUCCGAUUUCGCCUUUUGAACCUUCGUUUGCAUGGCCGGUUCCGGUUCUUGAAGCCAAUAAUGGUGAAUCUGGUGGGAGCCCAUCUAAGGACGGCCACGAGGAGAGGCAAAGAUCAUCUUUCCCUGAGAAUCUGUCCAUCAGUCAAUCUCAGGGCCCACAGCAUUACAAGAAACCCGUGUCUCAUGUUGAGAAUAUAUGUAAUGCCUUUGGUUCAUCAGCUCAGUCUGAGAAUUAUUUGCUUGAAGUUUCUGAACUGACCAAACGGUGGUGGAUUGGGCCGAGAGCUUCAACGCCGGUGAUGGACCGAUUGAUUCAGGCUCUUGGUUAUAUCAAAGAUCGCUCGAGAGAUAAAGAUGUGCUUAUUCAAGUUUGGGUGCCGGUUAUUAGAGGGGGCAAGCGUGUGCUGACCACGAGUAAUCAACCUUUUUCUCUUGAAGUUAACUGCCCAAGGCUUGCUCAUUACAGAGAAAUCUCUGUGAAUUUUCAGUUCCCUGCCGAGGAAGAUUCAAAAGAGGUUGUGGGAUUGCCUGGCAGGGUCUUUAGGAGUAAGGUCCCAGAGUGGACGCCUGAUGUUCGGUUCUUUACAAGGGACGAGUACCCGAGAGUUGGUCAUGCUCAGCAAUAUGAUGUUCGAGGUACCCUUGCAGUUCCAGUUCUCGAACAAGGUAGUCGCAGUUGUCUGGGAGUAAUCGAAGUUGUCUUGACCACACAGAAGAUCCAAUAUCGUCCAGAACUUGAAAGCGUCUGCAAAGCCCUUGAGGCUGUUGAUCUGAGGAUUGCUGAAGUUUCAAGCACUCAGAACGUCAAGACGACUGAUUUGUCUUACCAAGCGGCAUUACCUGAAAUUCUUGAGGUUUUGAGAUCUGCUUGUGGAACACAUGGACUGCCGCUGGCUCAGACUUGGGUCCAGUGCACCUUACAAGGUAACGGAGGAUGUCGGCACUCUGACGAAAACUUGAGAAACUGUGUUUCCCCAGUCGAUUCUGCUUGCUACAUAGGUGAUUCCCGUAUUCAGGGGUUUCACGAUGCUUGCUCUGAGUACCACUUGUUAAAAGGUCAAGGUAUCGUCGGUCGGGCAUUUAGAACUAACCAACCUUGUUUCUCGCCUGACAUAACUGCUUAUAACAAGACGGAGUACCCUCUUUCCCACCACGCGAGGAUGUUUGGACUAAAAGCUGCUGUGGCCAUACGUCUAAGGAGUAUCUGCACUGGUUCGGCUGACUUUGUUUUGGAGUUCUUCUUGCCCAUGAACUGUAAGGACCCUGAAGAACAGAAGAAAUUGCUCACUUCCUUGUCUACCAUUAUACAAAAUGUUUGCCGGACUUUACGAGUUGUCUCGGAGAAAGAGUUGCUGGAAGAAUCUGGCUUGGCAGAUGAAGCAGCAAAUACUCCAGUAAUGAGUAUUAGCAAAGAAGUCCACAAAGUAGAUCAUGCACAGUUUUUGCAGCCUUUUCCCAGUCAAGUGAACCAUCAGGAAAGUGGCAGUGCAGUUUCCCCGUUCCAGAAUGGAAAAUCUGGAGAAGUGUUGGCUGAAUCGUCAGACGUUAGGUUAGCUCAACCUGAUUCUAAUCCAAGAGAAGGUGUAACUUUUGACACAAACACUUCAACCUCUGGCGAUGGUAGCUCGCUCUACACGAACAAAACAGGCGAGAAAAGACGCAUCAAAGGAGAGAAAACUAUAACACUGCAAGUUCUUCGGCAACACUUCGCCGGAAGCCUAAAGGACGCUGCAAGGAAUCUCGGUGUUUGUCCCACCACUUUGAAGAGGAUAUGCAGGCAGCACGGAAUACAGCGUUGGCCUUCUCGCAAGAUCAAGAAAGUUGGUCACUCCCUACAAAAGAUCCAACGGGUGAUUGACUCCGUCCAGGGUGCCUCUGGCGUUUUGCAGAUCGAGUCUUUCUACUCUAACUUCCCCGAACUUGCAUCCCCAAAUGCAUCGAGAACAACCCCAUUCUCACAUUCCAAAUCAACGGACAACCUAAGGCCCUUGGAGGGACAACUGGAGAGCAGCGUUCUGAGGCCUCCAGCUGCUGCAUCUGUGUCACCUUCCUCUUCCGGUAGUCAGAGUUCGAGCUCAAGUCAAUGUUGUUCUAGUGGGGCACAGCCAAAUUCUUACUCAACGAGUGUUGCGGGGGUUGAGGAUCCAGUGGUUAAAGAAGAACCUGAUAAUAGCAUGUUCAAGAGAACGAAAAGUGAUGCAAAUUUGCACUUCUCAAGUGAUGGACCGAAGCUCCUCCCGAGGUCCCAAAGCCAUGUAUCCUUUUGUUGGCCCGACAAACCAGGAAAUCCGCCACUGGCAGCAGAAGGCGGCAGCCAAAAACCUCAACAAGGAGACCCUCCACGGAUAAAAGUCACGUACGGGGAGGACACUAUUCGGUUCCGCAUGCAAAAUAACUGGAAAUACAAAGAUUUACUGCAAGAGAUCUCCAGGCGAUUUGGGGUGGAGAACUCAAGUGGAUUUCACCUCAAGUACUUGGACGAUGACGCUGAAUGGGUACUACUAACAUGCGACGCCGAUCUGGAGGAGUGCAUUGACGUAUGUCGAUCGUCAAGGAGUCAAACGAUUAAGCUCUCUUUUCUCUCUGGUUCCCAAACGCAAUUUGGUAGGUCUUCCGGUUUUAGAUACCCUUUGUCAUUAUAGUAGUGGAAUAAAGCAGCAUUUACAACUUUGGUGCUCUUGCUGCGAACUUGAGUUAUGAGUUUGUGACUCGGGUGCACGAAGGAAUAAUUGCAUAGACACCCCCUGAGGUUUUGGCUUAUUACAGAGAAACCUCUUAAAGUUUGGGAAGUUACGCUGACACUCCAUGCAAUCAUGCUAUACGUUACGGGUUCUCUCUUGGAAAUAUGGUCUCUCAAGGGGGAGUUGGUGAUGUAAAAUAUGAGUGUAAGGGAUGGCGGUGUAAUUAUCUCUAUUGCACGACCUGUCGAUGCAAUAGAAGGUACAGAUUCCGAAGUCGGGUGGGGAAGAUCUCAUCAACUCAUUGAGAUCCAAGAAGCUCUAUGCAGAAAACUAAAUGAUGCUGUUUGCAAGUAUGGACAUCUGAAACAUAGUACAAUAGACUUGUUUUGGAAUUAUGUGAAAUUGUAAAUUUUUAUUCAGCUAGAAAUCUGAUGAAUCUUGUUGUGAUCACUGGAUGAAGUAGUUUGCUGCAUUUUAGACUCUCCAAAUGUAUAUUUAGGGUGUAAAUGGGAGAUUGCUCUUCUAAGUUUAAUAGCCACCAUGUUUAUCUCAAUGUAAGAAAUGAUUUCUUAUGUA